Penicillium subrubescens is the source of this 678-nucleotide messenger RNA. RefSeq names its product Mpv17/PMP22 family protein. The transcript has 5 exons. NCBI's taxonomy places the organism in Eukaryota, Fungi, Ascomycota, Eurotiomycetes, Eurotiales, Aspergillaceae. The record is from RefSeq and is a predicted model, not a curated record. The coding region runs from base 1 to 678 and encodes 225 amino acids. Gene Ontology annotation, cellular component: cytoplasm; membrane.
AUGUCUGUCAAGUUCCAAGAGGAGACCGUCCGCACCGUCACGGGCGGCAAGCCCGAAGACCUGGCGCACCGCGUCGGUGAGCGAUUGACUGGUGGAAAGACCCAGACCGGUUAUCUCCAGGCCUACCUCAAGCAGCUGCAGCACAACCCGCUGCGCACCAAGAUGCUCACCUCCGGUGUGCUCUCUGGUCUGCAGGAGCUGCUGGCCUCGUGGCUCGCCCAUGAUGUCGGCAAGCACGGCCACUACUUCAGCUCGCGCAUCCCCAAGAUGUCGCUGUACGGCAUGUUCAUCUCCGCGCCCCUGGGUCACGUCCUCAUCGGCAUCCUCCAGAAGAUCUUCGCUGGUCGCACCAGCUUGAAGGCUAAGAUCCUCCAGAUCCUCGUCAGCAACUUGAUCAUCUCCCCCAUCCAGAACAGCGUCUACCUGAGCUCGAUGGCUAUCAUUGCUGGCGCGCGCACCUUCCACCAGGUUCGCGCCACCGUCAAGGCUGGCUUCCUACCCGUCAUGAAGAAGUUCCUGCCCGAGCACACCUGGGUACCCUUCUUCAACAUCGUCGGUUUCUUCAUCGGAACCUAUGUCAACACCCACACCAAGAAGAAGCGCCUCGAAGCCCUGCGCAAGCGCUAUGACCAGCGCCGCGGCCCCGGCGGCGAGUACGAGAAGCGCGACUACCCUUAA